AUGGAACUCGACUGCCGAAUUCGGGCUUAUCGCUUCGUGGCCUAUGCGGCAGUCACCUUCUCAGCGAUCGCUGUGUUUUCCAUAUGUAUAUCCCUGCCGAUGGUCUAUAACUACGUGCACCAUGUGAGAAGAAGCAUGCGUGGAGAUCUGAAUGAAUGUACGGGAACAGCAAGGUCAUUAUGGGGCCAAGUGAACAACAUAAAGUCUGUAACUGCUCGCAACCGUACUGCUCGUCAAAUGGGUUACGAUGACAUUGCUAUCUCGAGUGGAGGUGGCAUUUCGGGAGGCUGCGACAAUUGUUGUUUACCUGGUCCUCCUGGUCCACCAGGUCCAGUAGGACAUCCAGGACGACCAGGAAAACCUGGUGCUCCCGGUGCUCCAGGAAAUCCUGGGCGUCCCCCACAGCAGCCCUGCGAGCCGAUUACACCUCCACCAUGCAAGCCAUGCCCUCGUGGACCUCCUGGACCACCGGGACCCCCGGGGCCACAAGGAGACCCAGGCCACAUGGGUCCUCCUGGACCUGUUGGUCCGGAUGGGCCACCUGGAGAACAAGGACCUCGAGGACCACAGGGCCAGAACGGAAAGCCAGGAGUAUCUGGAGCACCUGGAAAGCCUGGUGAAAAUGGUGUUAAGGAGACUAUUCGUCCGGGACCACCUGGUCCACCAGGGCCACCUGGACCCCAAGGACCACCAGGAGCAACGGGCCAGCCCGGAGCUGCUGGUGUACCAGGGCCACAAGGACCGAAAGGGCCUCCAGGAUUGAAUGGUGAAAAGGGCGCUGACGGAAUCCCAGGAGUUCCUGGUCAGGCUGGUACCCCUGGUGAACCUGGCGAGCGUGGAGUAUGUCCAAAGUAUUGCGCCAUCGACGGAGGAGUUUUCUUCGAAGAUGGAACAAGGCGUUGA
This is a messenger RNA of Cooperia oncophora, 903 nucleotides long. The record is from the annotation of a GenBank genome assembly. NCBI's taxonomy places the organism in Eukaryota, Metazoa, Nematoda, Chromadorea, Rhabditida, Trichostrongylidae.